UAUGAUACAACCUAUAUUGCUUGCCAAGCCCCGAUGAAGGCCACAGUGGUUGAUUUCUGGCGCAUGGUCUGGCAGGAACGGGUGGAGAAGAUCGUCAUGCUUGCCAAUCUAGUUGAGCACGGCAGGGUGAAAUGUGAGAAAUAUUGGCCGGAUGGCGGAAUCACAAACUACGGUGAUUUGGCAGUCACUAACGUCGACGAGAUACCGUACCACGACUGUGUACAACGGACAUUCCAUGUGUCGAAAAGCAUUGAGCCUGAGGGUGAAUACCGUGAGUUAACCCAGUUCCACUACACAUCUUGGCCAGACAUGAAACCACCAGAGUCAUCCUCGCUACUUAAAUUCAUCCGAAGAGUCAAAGCGUCUACGACUUCCCAGCCUGGUACUAUGAUUGUCCACUGCAGUGCGGGAAUUGGACGAACCGGAACAUUCAUAACCAUGGACGCUAUGCUGACUCAAGCAGAGGUGGAGGGUCAAGUAGACGUCUUCAAGUUCAUCCGCGCCAUGAGAAGGCAACGAUUUAGAAUGGUGCAAACUAUUGAUCAGUACAAGUUCAUCUUUGUCGCCCUUUUGGAGUCUUGCCAGACCGAGAAGCUUCAUCCCAGCCAACAGACUACGUUAAGUGCUAACUCUGGAAAGUCUAUUAGUCAUCGUGCAGGACGUGGUGAUCGCAGUUGAUGUUCCCGAGAAUUUGCAAUAUGCAUAGAGUCACAGACGGUCGCCGAUUCUCUGCGAUGUCAUUUGUCUCCGUCACAAGUGUCUUCAGAUGAUAUGUCACAUUAUUAUUUC
Patiria miniata (bat star) is the source of this 789-nucleotide messenger RNA. RefSeq names its product receptor-type tyrosine-protein phosphatase epsilon-like. The transcript has 6 exons. The coding region runs from base 34 to 678 and encodes 214 amino acids. Lineage: Eukaryota; Metazoa; Echinodermata; Asteroidea; Valvatida; Asterinidae. The record is from RefSeq and is a predicted model, not a curated record. Gene Ontology annotation, molecular function: protein tyrosine phosphatase activity. Gene Ontology annotation, biological process: protein dephosphorylation.